This is a messenger RNA of Grammomys surdaster, 1414 nucleotides long. RefSeq names its product DnaJ heat shock protein family (Hsp40) member C22 (gene Dnajc22). The record is from RefSeq and is a predicted model, not a curated record. Gene Ontology annotation, cellular component: early endosome; plasma membrane. Bases 230 to 1255 code for a protein of 341 amino acids. The transcript has 3 exons. Lineage: Eukaryota; Metazoa; Chordata; Mammalia; Rodentia; Muridae. Gene Ontology annotation, biological process: endocytosis.
CCACUUGUGUGGAAGUGGGAGCAGUAACAGAGGGGCCAUUUUGAAUCUGUGGUCAAAGGAAAUGACUGGUCUGAAGUGGCCUGGCAGCCAGUACUGCGGCCCUACUGGGACUGCCUGAGGGUCUAAGGAUAACUGGACUAUGGUGAUUCUCACAGAGGACCUUGAGAUUUCUGCAGUUUGAUCAGUGUCAAACACCACUGGAUUUUCUCUGAGACUCUUGUCCUAGAGGAUGGCCAAAGGGCUCCUGAUGACCUAUGCCCUUUGGGCUGUUGGGGGUCCUGUUGGACUCCACCACCUAUACCUGGGAAGAGACACCCAUGCUCUGCUCUGGAUGCUCACCCUGGGAGGUGGGGGGUUGGGCUGGCUCUGGGAAUUCUGGAAGCUCCCAAGCUUUGUAGCUCAAGCCAACAGAGUCCAGAGUUGGAGACAGAGGCCAGAAGAGGAGAGACCACCACUGAGUCUCCUUCGCUUUGCUUCCCAGAUGGUAGUGGGUGUCUAUUUUGGUCUCGUGGCUCUGGUCAGCCUUUCUUCCAUGGCCAACUUCUAUAUAGUGGGCCUCCCACUGGCCGUUGGCUUAGGGGUCUUGCUGGUAGCUGCUGUUGGUAACCAGACCUCAGACUUUAAAAACACCUUAGGAGCGGCCUUCCUCACUUCCCCUGUGUUCUAUGGCCGUGCCAUAGCCAUCCUGCCCAUUAGUUUGGCUGCCAGCAUUACAGCCCAGAAGCAUCGGCGGUACAAAGCUUCAGCAGGGUCAGAGACACUUAGUGUGCGGCUCUACCGUGUGGGUUUGGCUUACCUCGCCUUCACAGGCCCACUGGUGUACAGUACCAUGUGUAACACAGCUGCCACCAUUAACUAUGUCGCAGAAACCUUGGGUUCCUUCUUGACUUGGUUCAGCUUCUUCCCACUUCUUGGCCGCCUCGUGGAGUCUGUCUUGCUUCUACCUUGCCGGGUCUGGUGGCUACUGGUUGGGGAUCCCGGCUUCAACAGCAGCCAGUUCCAGGAGUGGGAAAAGCUCUAUGAGUUUGUCAACAGUUUUCAGGAUGAGAAACGUCAGCUGGCUCGCCAGGUUCUGGGAGUUCCUGAAGGAGCAACCAGUGAAGAAAUACAUCAGAGUUACCGGGACCUGGUGAAGGUCUGGCAUCCAGACCACAACCGGCACCGGACAGAGGAGGCCCAGCGGCACUUCCUGGAGAUCCAGGCUGCGUAUGAAGUCUUGAGUCAGCCCAAGAAGCCCAGAGCAUCCUGGAGGUGAAAAGCAAUCCCUCAAGGAUGGGCUCAAUCUUGUCAGCACCAUUCUCAAAACCCAGGACCCGACAGUCUUAAAGACACUGCUCGCAGUAGAGGCAAGGAAAAACUUUAAAGGGACGAGAAAGCAUGCGGUAGAAAAUACAUUCAUGUGUUGAAUCUCUAA